Messenger RNA from Humulus lupulus (European hop), 1203 nucleotides. RefSeq lists its product as uncharacterized. Bases 1 to 1203 code for a protein of 400 amino acids. The transcript is spliced from 3 exons. The record is from RefSeq and is a predicted model, not a curated record. NCBI's taxonomy places the organism in Eukaryota, Viridiplantae, Streptophyta, Magnoliopsida, Rosales, Cannabaceae.
AUGGAAAAAUAUUAUAAAAGAGCUUCAAAUGUGUCACAUUUUCUUGAGGUGGAGGUAGACAAUUCAAAAAGACAAAAAAUUUCAAUUAUAUCACAUUUUCCUGAAGUAGAUUUUGACAAUUCAAAAAGAAAUUGUACUUCAAGUUCAAUUGAUAUGACUAAUCUUCCUACCGAUCCUGGGUUGCGACCACCAAUUUCCAAUUACCACCCAAAUAUUCAAGAUGAAAUCCGUAGACAUUAUCUACAGCAAGGGCCUUGUCAACCAAGAAGUCAUGAAUUUCCUAAGAAAUUCUAUGAAGCAAAGGAACGUCGAUUCAACAUUGCAUGGUUUGAUCAAUUUUCUACUUGGUUGGAAUAUAGCAUAAGUAAGAAUUCUGCAUUUUUUCUGUGCUGCUAUCUUUUUAAAUCAAGCAUUGGAAAACAAGCUGGUGGCAACACAUUUGUUAGUAAGGAUUUUUCAAAUUGGAAGAAAAUGAGCCUACUCGAAGCCCAUGUUGGAAAUCACAACAGUCUUGCAUUUCGUGGUCAUGAUGAGUCCCAAGAGUCUAAUAAUCAAGGUAACUUUCUUGAACUUCUAAUGUUUCUUACUAAUCAUAACGAGGAAGUUAGAGUUGUUACUUUAAAAAAUGAUCCUGAGAAUCUUAAACUGACUUCACCAAAGAUUCAGAAGGACAUUGUAAACGCUUGUGCAAUGGAUUCAAUUAAUGUUAUUAUUAGAGAUAUGAGAGAUGUUAUUUUUUCUAUUUUAGUUGAUGAAUCUCGUGAUGUAUCCAUAAAGGAACAAAUGGUCGUAAUGUGUCGUUAUGUGGACAAGAGAGGGUGUGUGAUUGAGAUAUUCAUCAAUAUUGAACAUGUUCCUAAUACCAUUGCAAUCUUACUUAAGAUAGCAAUUGAUAAGUUGUUUUCAAAGCAUGGGUUGAGCAUAUCCAAAUUACGAGGUCAAGGGUAUGAUGGAGCUAGUAACAUAUGUGGAGAGUUUAUUGAUUUGAAAAGUAUUAUCAUGAAGGAGAAUGAAUGUGCUUUUUUUGUCCAAUAUUUUGCUCAUCAACUACAAUUAUCACUCCUGGGUGUGGCAAAGAAACAUGAUUUAAUAGGUACUUUUCUCACCGUAGUGUCUAAUGUGGUGAAUGUUGUUGGAGCCUCAUCUAAGCGUCUCGUGACUUUCUACGGGAACAGCAAGUUCUCAAAGUCAUUGAAGCUUUAA